ACGCUCGCCGCGAGGCUCCGCCACCAGCCGCGCCGACCAGUGCUGUAGCCGUUUCUUAUCGUAUCAAAUCUGGUACAUUUAUCCGAUAAGUAGACUGAUUCACGGGGCGAGUGAUACAGGUCGCGCUAGUUAUCGAUGUAUUCCAAAACUUGAUAGUGGUGUCGGCGUACUGAUAACGCGCAAGCCUGAUUCUGCGAACGCCGAAUUCCCAAGUACUCAUCCAGUGACUCUUGGAAUGUGUAUUAGUAUUGACGGAUGUGGUUAGUAGCGUGCGCGAUGCAGCGAUGAUCUCGUGGUGCGCCCUAGCCUUGUGCGUGAGCGUAGUCCUCGCAAGCAACAUCACCGUCGAGCAGAGAAUAUUAAACCUCGAAGAAGAGUACACGUUGGUGGUGACGCCAUCCAUAGAGUUCAUUCUACAGUUUGUGCCGAACGAAGAUCAAGCAGAGUUCCCGAGUCGGUUGUGGGUGCGCAGCGUCGGCGGGGACACCUCUCGGCCGCUACUGCUCACCGCCAGAACUAAAACAGGAGCGACAACAUGGCAGCUCCCGUACCAGUCCGGAUCGAUGCUGAUGUCUGAGCUGGAGCGCACGCUGUGCUGGGAUGGCUCCCCGACGGACGCGGUGGGGGCGCCGUCCGAGUGCGAGGGCGCGGGCUCGCAGCGCGGCUUCACCCUGCACCUCGCGUCCGCCUGCGCCGCGCCCCUCACCGUCACGCUGCGAGCCGCGCCCGCCAGGGACUGGCUGCUCGGCUUCCAGGCCCGCACCACCGUCACCGCGACACAGACUGGUCCUGCGGUAAACUACUAUGACUUCAUUCCGGGACAGAACAGCGUCCGACUGAUCGUGGAGUCGGAGGACGAGGUGUGCGCGACCAUCUCCGUGCAGAGAUACACGGUAGAUCUUAUGUUUGUGUGUCCGUUGGCGGAGACCAUCGAGGACAUCGACCUGACGACCCUCAGGAUGACCGUCAUGCGCUCCGGCGCCGUGCAGCUCUCUGUAAGAACCACAAUACACCUGUACCCGAUGGGGUUCUACGUGGUGUCGCUGGUGCGGCCCGACGACGCGGCGUGCUCCGGCGAGCCGGCCCCCGAGGACGACUGGCUGCUGGAGGCCGCCCUCUGGGCCCACACUGACCGCCCCUCCCCCCCGGCCACUCUGCGGCAGAAGACCUUCACGCUGACCGUUAGGGCGUCGCUGUCCCGGGCGCAGUACAUGGUGGGCGCGGGCGUGACGGUGGCGGUGUUCCUGCUGUUCUACGCGGGGUUCGCGGCGCUGGUGCUGGCGCAGCGCUGGCCCGCCUGCGCGCGGCUCACGGCGCCGCGGGCCGUGCUCGCCGACGCGCACAAGUCUGAGAGCGGAGCGUUGUCGGAAGGCGUCAGUGUGACCGGCGUGACUGCCGAGACCGGCGUGACGAGCGUGACCGGCGUGACGAGCGUGACCGGCGUGACGAGCGAUGCGGGCACGCCCGUGCGGACCGCGCGGCGGCGGCGCGGCUCCGAUGCAACAUUUGACAGCAGUGAUGCAAGUGAUACAGAUUCGGAGGAGGAGUCUCCUGCCGUCACAAACGACACGAUCACAAACAAUAUGAUCGCCAAUCCCACCGCAUCGUCCUCUGCCGCUAACCCCACUACGUCUCCCGGGACCCCCGGUAAUCACGGAGCAGCCUCGCCCCCGGACCGAGCCAAUGGAGCCGUCACGGAAGGCGACGCCAUAGAACGGAGCACGGUACAGGAGGAAACGAGUCGUCCGUUCGGUCUGCCGGCGCGGCUGCACGUGGCGGCGCUGGCGCGGCGCGGGCGGCGCGUGCUGCGGGCGCGCUCGGACCGCUACCUGCACACGCUCUACACCGUGGCCGUGUUCUACGCACUGCCCGUGCUGCAGUUCGUCGCCGCCUUCCAGGUGAUGCUGAACAUAUCGGGGUCGCUGGACAUGUGCUACUACAACUUCCUGUGCGCGCACCCGGCGGGCGGGCUGUCCGACUUCAACCACGUGUUCUCGAACCUCGGCUACCUGCUGCUCGGCGCGCUCUUCAUGCUGCAGCUGCAGCGCAGGAAGCGGAACAGGAAGCGGGCGCCACGACAUGAGGAGUACGGUAUCCCGGCGCACUACGGACUGCUGUCGUCCCUGGGCGCUGCCAUGAUGGUGGUGGCGCUGCUCUCCGCCAGCUACCACGUCUGUCCCAACAGCCUCAACUUCCAGUUCGACACGGCCUUCAUGUACGUGCUGGCGGUGCUGUGCAUGGUGAAGAUCUACCAGUCGCGACACCCCGACAUCAACGCGCGGGCGCACGCCACCUUCGGGGUGCUCGCCGUCUUCAUCGCGCUCGUGGUGUGGGGCGUGCUGGGCGGGGGGCCGCUGUUCUGGAGCGUGUUCACUGUGCUGCAUGUGUUCACGUUCCUGCUGCUGUCCCUGCGCAUCUACUACGUCGGACAGUUUCGUCUCGAGAAGUCGAGCCUGGCGGUGGCGGCGCGGGGCCUGCGGGCGCGGCCGCUGUACACGCCGCGGCUGGUCAUGCUGCUCAUCGCUAACGCCGCCAACUGGGGCUUCGCCAUCUACGGGCUCCUGACCCAUGCGGGGGACAUAGCGACCCACCUGCUGAACGUGCUACUGUGCAACACGCUGCUGUACAUCGUGUUCUACGUGCUGAUGAAGCUGCUGCACGGGGAGCGCAUCCGCUGGUACUCCUGGUGCUUCUUGGCCGCGGCGGCCGCCUGCUGGGUGCCAGCUCUCUACUUUUUUACUUCCGGCAGCACGGACUGGUCGGCGACGCCGGCGCGGUCCCGGCACCGCAACCACGAGUGCCGCGUGCUGCAGUUCUACGACUCGCACGACCUGUGGCACAUGCUGUCGGCCGCCGCGCUCUACUUCACCUUCAACGUCAUGCUCACCUGGGACGACGGACUCUCCGCCGUCAAACGGACAGAGAUUGCCGUCUUUUGAAUUUAA
Messenger RNA from Bombyx mandarina (wild silkworm), 2945 nucleotides. It is a transcript of the gene Sir-3, whose product is annotated as sid-1-related gene3. Lineage: Eukaryota; Metazoa; Arthropoda; Insecta; Lepidoptera; Bombycidae. Gene Ontology annotation, molecular function: RNA transmembrane transporter activity; double-stranded RNA binding. Gene Ontology annotation, biological process: RNA transport. Gene Ontology annotation, cellular component: lysosome; plasma membrane. The record is from RefSeq and is a predicted model, not a curated record.